UGCUGUCAGGAAGAAGAUCAGAGUUCAGGGUCACAGCUUUAUGUGCUUACUGUAAUCAGAGUCCCUCAUACUGAGCUAAUUAUCAGACAAACCUCAGCACGUGCUGCCAUCCACACGCCCACAUGAACAGACUCAGUGUGGUUCCAGUGUGUAUAUAAAGAGCAGUGAGACCUUCUCGUCAGCAUCAUUCAGCUGAUACCUGAACAUCAUCACCUCACAUCUAACUGAAAGGUAAGACACCUGCUGCACUGCUUUUCAUUCAGUGGAGCCCAUGGCUGUGCUCUCCCUCUGUGUGUUUAUUGGUGUUUUUUUCUUCUCCACACAGAACGAUCAGUUGAUCAUCACCAUGAAGACUGUCCUGGUCCUCUCCAUACUUUUCUGUGCUUCAUUUGCAGCUCCAGCUGAAGACAAAGGGAAGGCUCCAGAAGAAGUAUUUGCACCAGAAGAUUCUGUCCCUGCUCCCAGAAACGCUCGUUUUAACUUGUGUCCAAAUGGCUGGUACAGCCAUGAAUCUCGCUGCUUCCUGUACAGCCAGACCGCCAUGACAUGGCACAGAGCUGAGGAGUACUGCAACAGCCUGGGUGCCAACCUGGCCUCGGUUACCAACCCCAGAGAGUACAGCUUCCUCCAGCAGAUAACACAGAAUGCCCGUCAGAGCAGCGUAUGGCUGGGAGGCUUCCAGCUGCAGGGCCAGUGGAUGUGGAUUGACCGUGAGGGUUUCUAUUACACCAACUGGUAUGGCCAGUCCAGCUCCAGCAGCCACCCCUGUGUCUUCUUACGCAGCAGCAAUGGUUGGGGUAACACCGCAUGUGGCAAUUCUUAUUACUUUUUCUGCUCCAAAAGCCCUUUCAGAUGUUAA
Messenger RNA from Centropristis striata (black sea bass), 859 nucleotides. RefSeq names its product ladderlectin-like. Lineage: Eukaryota; Metazoa; Chordata; Actinopteri; Perciformes; Serranidae. Gene Ontology annotation, molecular function: signaling receptor activity. Bases 272 to 859 code for a protein of 195 amino acids. The record is from RefSeq and is a predicted model, not a curated record. The transcript is spliced from 7 exons.